GUUAGCGACGGCGCAGUCGCGGUGCGAGCGGCCGGCCGGCGGGCGCUUCACGGUUUGAAUGGCUGAGGGCCCGGGCCCUCGUCACACUUGAGGACCGGCAGCCCAGGGUGGUGCCAUGCCGUCUGGAGGGGACCAGUCGCCGCCACCCCUGCCUCCUCCUCCGGCGGCGGCAGCAGCCUCGGAAGAGGAGGAGGACGAGGACGGGGAGGCCGAGGACGCCGCGCAGCCGGCGGGGUCACCGACCCCUCAGGUCCAGCAGCGGUUCGACGAGCUGUGCUGCAGCCUCAACAUGGACGAGGCGGCGCGGGCCGAGGCCUGGGACAGCUACCGGAGCAUGAGCGAGAGCUAUACGCUGGAGGGAAAUGAUCUUCAUUGGUUAGCAUGUGCCUUAUAUGUGGCUUGCAGAAAAUCUGUUCCCACUGUAAGCAAAGGGACAGUUGAAGGAAACUAUGUGUCUUUAACUAGAAUCCUGCGCUGUUCAGAACAGAGCUUAAUUGAAUUUUUUAACAAGAUGAAGAAGUGGGAAGAUAUGGCAAAUCUACCCCCACAUUUCAGAGAACGGACAGAGAGAUUGGAAAGAAACUUUACUGUUUCUGCUGUAAUUUUUAAGAAAUAUGAACCAAUUUUUCAAGACAUUUUCAAAUAUCCCCAAGAGGAGCAACCUCGUCAUCAAAGAGGAAGAAAACAGAGGCGACAGCCCUGUACCGUGUCUGAAAUUUUCCAUUUUUGUUGGGUGCUUUUUAUAUAUGCAAAAGGUAAUUUUCCUAUGAUUAGUGAUGAUUUGGUCAAUUCCUACCAUCUUCUGCUGUGUGCUUUAGAUUUAGUUUAUGGAAAUGCUAUACAGUGUUCCAAUCGUAAAGAACUGGUGAAUCCUAAUUUUAAAGGCCUAUGUGAAGAUUUUCAUGCUAAGGAUUCUAAACCUUCCUCUGACCCACCUUGUGUCAUCGAGAAACUCUGUUCCUUACAUGAUGGCCUUGUUUUGGAAGCAAAAGGAAUAAAGGAGCAUUUCUGGAAACCAUAUAUUAGGAAACUUUAUGAAAAAAAGCUUCUCAAGGGUAAAGAAGAAAAUCUUACUGGUUUUCUGGAACCUGGGAACUUUGGAGAGAGUUUUAAAGCCAUCAGUAAGGCUUAUGAGGAGUAUGUUCUAUCUGCUGGGAAUUUAGAUGAACGGAUAUUUCUUGGAGAGGAUGCUGAGGAGGAAAUUGGGACUCUGUCCCGGUGUCUGAACAUGGGGUCAGGAGCAGAGAGUGCUGAGAGAGCACAGGUGAAAAACAUCUUGCAGCAGCACUUUGACAAGUCAAAAGCACUUAAAAUCUCCACACCGCUUAGUGGUAUGAAGUACAAUAAGGAGAACAGCCCUUGUAUGACCCCCAUUACCACAGCUGCACACAGCUUGAGCCGUCUUCAUACCAUGCUGACAGGCCUCAGGAAUGCACCAAGUGAGAAGCUAGAACAGAUUCUCAGGACAUGUUCCAGGGAUCCAACCCAGGCUAUUGCUAACAGAUUGAAAGAAAUGUAUGAAAUAUAUUCUCAGCAUUACCAGCUAGAUGAGGAUUUUAGUAAUUGUGCUAAAGAAAUUGCCAGCAAACAUUUUCGUUUUGCAGAAAUGCUUUACUAUAAAGUAUUGGAAUCUGUUAUUGAGCAAGAGCAGAAAAGAUUAGGAGACAUGGAUUUAUCUGGUAUUCUGGAACAGGAUGCAUUCCAUAGAUCACUCUUGGCCUGCUGCCUUGAAGUCAUCACUUUUUCUUACAAGCCUCCUGGGAAUUUUCCACUCAUUGCUGAAAUAUUUGAUGUUCCGCUUUAUCAUUUUUAUAAGGUAAUAGAAGUAUUCAUUAGGGCAGAAGAUGGCCUUUGUAGAGAAGUGGUAAAACACCUGAAUCAGAUUGAAGAACAGAUAUUAGAUCAUUUAGCAUGGAAACCAGAGUCUCCACUCUGGCAAAGAAUUAAAGACAAUGAAAACAGAGUUCCUACAUGUGAAGAGGUCAUGCCACCUCAGAACCUGGAAAGAACAGAUGAAAUUUGUACUGUUGCUUCCCCUUUAACUCCCAGAAGGGUGAGUGAAAUUCGUGCUGAUACUGGAGGACUUGGAAGAAGCAUGACAUCUCCAACCACAUUGUAUGAUAGAUACAGCUCACCAACAGUCAGUAGUACCAGAAGGAGGCUAUUUGAGAGUGAUAGCCCUUCUGAUGGAGGGACAGCUGGGCGUGUCUCCCAACAGCCCCUAGUCAAUGCUGUCCCUGUGCAGAAUGUAUCUGGAGAAACUGUUUCUGUUACACCGGUUCCUGGACAGACCCUGGUCACCAUGGCAACAGCCACUGUUACAGCCAACAAUGGACAGACAGUGACCAUUCCAGUACAAGGUAUUGCCAAUGAAAAUGGAGGGAUAACAUUCUUCCCAGUUCAAGUCAAUGUUGGGGGGCAGGCACAGGCUGUUACUGGCUCUAUCCAGCCCCUCAGUGCUCAAGCCCUGACUGGAAGUCUGAGUACUCAACAGGUGACAGGAACAACUUUGCAAGUCCCUGGUCAAGUAUCCAUUCAGCAGCUUUCCCCAGGUGGACAACAGCUUAAACAAGGCCAGCCUUUACCCAACGGCAGUGUUAGACCCAGGAAGACCAGCUCUUUAUCACUCUUCUUUAGAAAGGUUUACCACUUAGCUGGUGUCCGCCUUCGGGAUCUUUGUGCUAAACUAGAUAUUUCAGAUGAACUGAGGAAAAAAAUCUGGACCUGCUUUGAAUUCUCCAUAAUUCAGUGUCCUGAACUUAUGAUGGACAGACAUCUGGACCAGUUGUUAAUGUGUGCCAUUUAUGUGAUGGCAAAGGUCACAAAAGAAGACAAGUCUUUCCAGAAUAUCAUGCGUUGUUAUAGGACUCAGCCACAGGCAUGCAGCCAGGUCUAUAGAAGUGUUUUGAUAAAAGGAAAACAAAAAAGAAGAAAUUCUGGCAGCAGUGAAAGCAGAAGCCAUCAGAAUUCUCCAACAGAACCAAACAAAGACCGAGCCAGUAGAGACUCCAGUCCAGUUAUGAGGUCAAGUAGCACCUUGCCAGUUCCACAACCCAGCAGUGCCCCUCCUACACCUACUAGGCUCACAGGUGCAAACAGUGACAUGGAAGAGGAAGAGAGAGGAGACCUCAUUCAGUUCUAUAACAACAUCUAUAUAAAACAAAUGAAAGCAUUUGCCAUGAAGUACUCACAGGCAAAUACAAUGGAUGCCCCUCCACUCUCUCCCUAUCCAUUUAUAAGAACAGGCUCCCCUCGCCGAAUACAGCUGUCUCAAAAUCAUCCUAUCUACAUUUCCCCACAUAAAAAUGAAACAAUGCUUUCUCCUCGAGAAAAGAUUUUUUACUACUUCAGCAACAGUCCAUCAAAGAGACUAAGAGAAAUCAACAGUAUGAUACGGACAGGAGAAACUCCAACAAAAAAGAGGGGGAUUAUCCUGGACGAUGGAAGUGAAUCACCAGCAAAAAGAAUCUGCCCAGAAAAUCAUUCUGCUCUAUUGCGCCGUCUCCAAGACGUAGCUAAUGACCGAGGUUCCCACUGAGGUUAGUCUGUGCUGUUAAAAGCAUCUUUGCACUAACUGUUCAGCAGCGUUGUUUACUGCUGCUAGUCAGAUGCAUGCUAGGUGACACAAGUCUUUUCUUUAAUCUCACCAAAUUACAGCCUGUUAGAAACAGGAAGGGAAGGGAUAUUUUGGUGAGAAACUGAUUUUAUUCCUUCCAAUAUCCUUAGGAUAUUUUUAUUUAUCCCAACUGCCUUUUCCUCUCCCAUUUAGUGCUUAGUAUCAACACUGCUCAGAGUCCAGUGACUUUUAACUUUUUGACAAACCUUUACAAAUAACUAGAGAAUGAAAUGAAUUCACAUGAGGUCUCUGCUGAUACGUUACAGCAGAGGAACUGUAUUUCAAAUUCAUUCCUGACCUUUUAUGCUCAGCACUAGUCCUUAUGAUAAGGAAAACAAAAUUUAUUAGUCCCAACACACUCAGUAAGAGUGAGAUUUUUAUGUUCACAAAGUAGAAGACAACGGAGGUUCCAGGCCACUAGGUUGAGUCUCCUGCGCCCUCUAUGCACUUUCCCCCUUCCCUAGUCAGUAAAAGUUGUGCAAUGUCUCAGUGAACCUGUGUAUGUGGUGGCACUUUAGGGUGUAAAAUGUGUGAUUUUGUAACCCAGAUUUUGCUACAUAUUUGUGAUGGCACUUUCUACAAUGUGAACUAUUAAGUACAAAACUUAAGAGGCAAAACAGCCAACAUUUUCUUUUGUACUUUCAUAAAUUGUUAAUGCCCCAGAGCCACCUUUUGGGCAUUGCUUUAAAUUCUCCAGUGUUUGUUUUUUUGUUUGUUAUUGUUAUAGGGGUUAUCAGCUGACUAAGAAAAGAUUUUUAAAUUGAGCUAGGGGACUACUUUAGCAUGUAUAAUAUCUUCCAGUCUGUUCCUGAUAGGUUGGAGAAUUUAGAUUUUUAUUAGUUCAUAGUGCCAUUUAUAUUCAGUUAGAAAAGUAUUUAACAGCUACUGAAUUAUCUAUACAUACCUUUGUUAAUCACUAUUGAUCCAGCAGUAAUCUUAUUAGGGAGAAAAUUCAAUUGUAAAUUGAAUCAGUAUAAACAAAGUUACUAGGUAACUUCAUAUUGUUUUAAAGGAAAUAUGAAACUUACACUAUUCAAGUAGAAUAGUGUUCAGCAAAACUAUUUAUAAAGCCUCUGAAGAAGUUAACUGCUACUGUAAUUUUAUAUGAAAAUAAGUAUUUUUCAAUAAAGCAUUUAUAAAUUAA
This is a messenger RNA of Dipodomys spectabilis (banner-tailed kangaroo rat), 4760 nucleotides long. It is a transcript of the gene Rbl2, whose product is annotated as RB transcriptional corepressor like 2. Lineage: Eukaryota; Metazoa; Chordata; Mammalia; Rodentia; Heteromyidae. The coding region runs from base 116 to 3538 and encodes 1140 amino acids. The record is from RefSeq and is a predicted model, not a curated record. The transcript has 22 exons. Gene Ontology annotation, cellular component: chromatin; transcription regulator complex; nucleus. Gene Ontology annotation, molecular function: RNA polymerase II transcription regulatory region sequence-specific DNA binding. Gene Ontology annotation, biological process: cell differentiation; regulation of transcription by RNA polymerase II; negative regulation of G1/S transition of mitotic cell cycle.